Poecilia reticulata (guppy) is the source of this 3166-nucleotide messenger RNA. Its product is annotated as extracellular calcium-sensing receptor-like. The record is from RefSeq and is a predicted model, not a curated record. Gene Ontology annotation, molecular function: G protein-coupled receptor activity. Gene Ontology annotation, biological process: G protein-coupled receptor signaling pathway. Gene Ontology annotation, cellular component: plasma membrane. Lineage: Eukaryota; Metazoa; Chordata; Actinopteri; Cyprinodontiformes; Poeciliidae.
CUUGCUACUGUUGCACUCGUUCUGUUCUUACAGCAUCAGCCCCUCUACUCAGCCGCCCUCAUGUCGGUCACAAGGACAGUUUCAUCUCAGCGGCAUGCACAAGACUGGAGAUGUGAUUCUGGGGGGAUUGUUUGAAGUCAACUUUUUUUCAGUUUUUCCUGACUUGUCUUUCACGUCUGAGCCCCAGCAUCCCACCUGCCAUGGUUUUGACGUUCUAGGAUUUAGGCAGGCCCAGACCAUGGCUUUUGCAGUAGAUGAGAUCAACAGGAACGCCGAGCUCUUGCCCAACGUCACUCUGGGAUACAGCGUGUACGACAACUGUGCUAAACUGGGAAUUGGAUUUCGUGCAGCGCUGACGUUAAUAAGCGGACAAGAGGAGGAGAUUGUGAUGGAGGAUAACUGUUCAAGAACCCCGGUGUUGGCAAUUGUGGGGGAUUCAUCCUCCACGCGCUCCAUCGCCAUUUCCACCGUGUUGGGUUUGUACCGAGUGCCAAUGGUGAGUUAUUUUGCCACAUGUUCCUGUCUAAGUGACCGUCAGAAGUUUCCGUCCUUCUUCAGAACGAUACCAAGUGAUGCUUUCCAGGUGAAUGCUAUGAUUCAGAUCCUAAAGCACUUCAGCUGGACCUGGGUGGGAUUGCUGAUCAGCGCCGACGACUACGGGCUCCACGCCGCCAAGUCAUUUCAGUCUGAUCUGAGUCCGUCUGACGGAGGCUGCCUGGCCUACACGGAGGUGUUGCCGUGGGACAACGAGGCGCCGGAGCUGAGGAGAAUCGUGGACGUGAUGAAGGCAUCCACGGCUCGGGUGGUCGUUGUGUUUGCACACGAGAGCCACAUGAUCAAUCUCAUGGAGGAGGUUGUGAGGCAGAACUUGACAGGCCUUCAGUGGCUGGCCAGUGAAGCCUGGUCCACAGCUGCCGUGCUGCAGACCCCUGACCUCAUGCCMUACCUCGGGGGCACACUGGGCAUCGCUAUCCGUCRAGGAGAGAUACCAGGCCUCAGGGACUUCCUGCUGGAAAUCAAUCCUAAUAUAAAACACAACAGCAGCUAUGGAAGUAGCAUGGUAAACCAGUUCUGGGAGUUCACGUUUCAGUGCAGAUUUGCACCGCCGCCUGCAGGCUGGGUUGAAAACGGAGGGCAAGUUUGCUCUGGAGAAGAAGAUUUAAGGACGGUAGAGACUGAGUUCUUAGACAUUUUUAACCUCCGGCCCGAAUACAACGUUUACAAAGCCGUGUACGCUCUGGCACACGCCCUUCACAAUUUGCUGCGAUGCGAACCAGGAAGUGGAAGCUGCGCCGCUCCGGAAACACUGAAACCGUGGCAGCUUGUGUACUACCUCGAGAGGGUCAAUUUCACCACAUCAUUUGGUGACCAAGUGUCAUUUGAUGAGAACGGCGACGUCUUACCGAUAUAUGACGUCAUGAACUGGCUCCGGCUCCCCGACGGACGAACAAAUGUUCAGAAUGUCGGCGAGGUUAAAAUGUCAGCUUUCAGUGGUGAACAACUCACACUUGAUGGAGACAAAAUCUUCUGGAACUUUGAAUCGAAAAAACCACCGCGGUCGGUGUGCAGCGAGAACUGUCCCCCAGGAACCCGCAUGGUGAGAAGGAAGGGGGAACCUGAGUGCUGUUUUGACUGCGUCCCUUGCUCUGAGGGGAAGGUCAAUAACAAAACCAAUUCCUUGGAGUGCUUCAGCUGUCCAGAGGACUUCUGGUCCAGCCCACAGCGAGAUCACUGUGUUCUUAAGCAAACAGACCACUUCCUGUCAGGACAGUUUCAUCUAAACGGUAUGCACAAGGCUGGGGAUUUGAUACUCGGUGGGCUGUUUCAGGUCCACUUCUUCUCCGUGUUUCCUGACCAGUCCUUCACCGCCGAGCCACAGCACCUGACGUGCCACAGUUUUGAUCUGUUGGGAUUUAGACAGGCUCAGACCAUGGCCUUUGCUAUUGAUGAAAUCAACGGAAACUCUCAACUUUUGCCCAAUGUCACUUUGGGCUACAGUUUGUAUGACAACUGUCUCACUCUCGGAGGAAAAUUUCAUCUAAACGACAUGCACAAGGCUGGAGAUUUGAUACUCGGAGGGCUGUUUCAGGUCCACUUCUUCUCCGUGUUUCCUGACCAGUUAUUCACCGCCGAGCCACAACAGCUGACAUGCCACAGUUUUGAUUUUCUAGGGUUUCGAAAGGCUCAGACCAUGGCCUUUGCCAUUGAUGAGAUCAACAGAGACGAUCAGCUUUUACCCAACGUGACUUUAGGGUACAGUCUCUACGACAGCUGUCUCACUCUCGGAGUUGGAUUUCGUGCAGCGCUGGCAUUAAUCAGCGGUCAAGAGGAGCAUGUUGUGCUGAAUGAGACGUGUGAAGGAGCCCCUCCARUUGUGGGGCUUGUGGGAGAUUCUUCCUCUACACGCACGAUUGCCAUCUCCACUGUCUUGGGUYUGUACAGAGUGCCAAUGUGGGUGGCCUUUGUUCCUGCCUACAUUAACUCUCCGGGUAAAUAUGCAGAUGCAGUGGAGGUGUUUGCCAUCCUGGCCUCCAGCUUUGGCCUCUUGGUGGCGCUGUUUGGACCUAAAUGUUACAUAAUUCUGCUGAGACCAGAAAGAAACACAAAGAAAGCUCUGAUGGGAAGAGGAGUGGAACAAUAAAAUAAUAGCUUGUAAAAGUACAGGUUCUCCUUCAAUGUUCUUUCCCAUUUUGGUGUGGCACAAUAAAACUUUAAUUUGAUUUUGUUUAAAACUUUCUGCAGGAAGGUGGACAACAAAUUCUGUAGCUCUGAACAUCUUCACAUCAGCUCAGCAUCUCUAUCUCUGCUGACAAAAAAGUACAUGAUUCUGCCAGCAUUGUGUUUCACAGGGGGACGGUGUGUGUGCAGGUCAAUGUGCAGUGCAAGCAUUCACAUGGUCAUCUCCUCUCACCAGGUCACUGUUCAACGUGUUUGCAUGUGACAAGCUGCAGACUGAGCUCCAUUUUUCGGUAGUGAUUUCCUUCUUGUCACUCAUUCAUGAAGUCAAUGAUUAAUUGUGGAGGACUUGACCAUUUCUCCUACCUGAACUGUGGAAACCUUGGAGAAUUGCAUCAUGAACACCCAGAAGCUCACUCCUGACAGAUUAGUACAUCAUAAAAUGUGACACCAAUCAGAAAAGCAGUCAUAAAAAGAGAUCAGUCAUUGG